Corythoichthys intestinalis (scribbled pipefish) is the source of this 1808-nucleotide messenger RNA. RefSeq lists its product as uncharacterized. NCBI's taxonomy places the organism in Eukaryota, Metazoa, Chordata, Actinopteri, Syngnathiformes, Syngnathidae. The coding region runs from base 115 to 1149 and encodes 344 amino acids. The record is from RefSeq and is a predicted model, not a curated record. The transcript has 6 exons.
AUUCUUGAUUGGUUCUUACCCAUGACAAUGAUGACGUAAGGCGUCAGAGACGAUGGCUAAAUUGCUAAUCGGCUAAAACACGCAGAGGAACAACGUAAACUGGACAGCGGAUGAAUGGAGCCAGACAUUCUGACCUAUAAGCACGCAGUCACUGGCCCGCCAUUGGAUGAUGACAUCAGGGAGGCGGGAUCAGACGAGGAAGCGUUCCGUGGAUUUUCUCGCGGCCUUGCCGAUCCGCCGUUCCGCCUCAGGUUCGGCUUCCGCCACCAGUCGGAACCCUCGCCCCUCACCAACAGGUUCCGUGACGCCCCUGGAGAGGGGGCGGGAUUCGCCGCAUUCGGCGGGCAAGCGGCCCACCCGUGGUGUUGCGGCUUUGCGGGUGCCACGACAUCUUCGAACGUUCUAAAGGAGACGCGGGAUGUUAUCAUGGACUCGGAACCUGGACCGUCGCACCGCUGUCUCCAUCUCAAGACUGAAGACACGCCCCGGGUUUCCUCCGCCUCGGAGGAGCAGGACUCCAUCUCGUUGGAGGGACCUUCGGAAGACUCAGAACCCAACGUGUCAUCGCUGGCCUCCUUCGAGGACAGCACCGAUGAUGAACAGAUGAUGGAUGACGUGUGCUCCGCAUCUCAGGGAACGUGUCCUACCUCUAAUCUCUCCUCUAAAUUUUUCGCUGAUGAUUCCAGGGGUUGUCAGAGUCUCCCCCCAAGCGACAGCUUCGCUGAUUUCUGCUCAGCCGCGACACAGCAAGAUCUUGGCGAAACGUGGGCCCGCAUUAAUGACCGGGGUGACCACAUGCAGCAACUCCUCCAAGCGUCUUUUCCUCAGAUGGUUCUAAUAACUAAGCGGGGAAAAAAGGAGGAAGAUGAAGCAGAAGAGGUCCCCAACUUGGAGGCGUUACUUCGUCUUAAACAGCUCCUUGACUGUGAAAAGGGCACAGCUGAGCGUGCCCGUCCAGGAUUUUGUCUCCCGAGCCGCCAUGACCCAUGUGAUGCAACCGGCCUCAAAUUCAAGUGGGGCACUUCCCACGCUAACAGGACGCUCCUCAGCUGUCUCGGCGUGCUCGAUCAGCCGAAAAAGGACAGUUUUCCAACUCCCAUACUUGGACCUCUCUAUCAACCCAAUGCAACUGAUCAGUCCGGGCCUUAGCCAUUCUCAGGUGGUCCUCUUAGUUUUCACACUGUGUGCUGAAGCUAGGGAAGUUGCAGAUUCACACUUUUUUGUAUAUGUUUGUACACCUUUUGGUUCAUUAUAACAUUUAAACAAGGCCAAUAUUAAUGAUUCUUUGAUUUCAUUUGAUUUUCAAAAGAAACCACGUGGCUGUGAUAAAACUCGACAAUGCAAAAUCAAAAUGGUGCACUCCAACAGUCAGGACUUGUUUUUCAUCAGUUUAAACUGAGCAUUUUUGCUGAUCGAUGUAUUAUUUAUUUUCCAUUUGCUGAUACUGAAGCUUUUAAACGUACCAGCAUGCUAAUGGCUUGUCAAUGUUUGUCAUCAAAUAAGUUCUGUCAAAUAUUUUUUCCAUCCCCAUGAUAAGUUGUGCCUUUAUAAAGUAAGCUACCAAUUGUACUUCUUCCAAAACCCCAAGAAGUUACCUAUUUAUUUAUUUAUUUAUUUAUUUAUUUAUUUAUUUAUUUAUUUGUUUGUUUGUUUGUUUGUUUGUUCUAUUUUGGAUCUGGAUUUCCUUGACAAAUAUAUCUUUUUGUUAAGUCUUCAGGUUAACAGCUUGGCUCUAAAUGGCAUGCACUACAAGAAAUGUGUAUGGUAAAUACUGAAAUAAAUCUGAUUGAACUGAAUUAUGGAUUGUU